Peronospora belbahrii is the source of this 705-nucleotide messenger RNA. The record is from the annotation of a GenBank genome assembly. NCBI's taxonomy places the organism in Eukaryota, Oomycota, Peronosporomycetes, Peronosporales, Peronosporaceae.
AUGUGUCUAGUCUACAAAGGUAUUCAGCCACACUGUUUUCAGGUUCUUCAGUUAGAUCGUAAUUUUGAACGUCGGCAAUAUGGUGUUCUACAACCAAUUGCGUUUUCUCUCGCUACGGCACUAGAGCAGCAACAACAGCCUUUUGAGAGAAAAAAACAAGUUGAUGAAGUCAUUCAUGCAAAUGAUAUUGCGACACUUACUCGCUUGCUGAAUAGUCUCGAGAUGGACUUUGGUACACGCUUUUUUCGUCCUACUGAUCCAUCACACAGUCCAUCGGGAAUGGUCGAAGCACAUUGGAGAAAUAUUCAUGUAGACUCGACGACUGACUCGACGUUUUGUUGUUUCUGCGAUAGCAAUACAGAGAGCAUGGUCGAAGGUCCAUUAAACCCACAAUUUCGUCAGGCAGAGUACGAGUUCUUAAUGCGUCAGCACUGCCGGAAUGUGUAUCAGCCGCUUAAACAGUUUAUGACACGUCAUUUGCAGCAUGUGCGCUAUGUGCGUCCUCCACAUGGAUGGAACGAGGCAGGAGAUAAUUUGCAAGGAAACCAAUGGCUUGACCUCAUUGCGGGCUUUACGUCUGGUGGCGUGCUUUGCGGCGUUUAUUUGACAGACGUUCGUAUUCCACGCUCCUGGAUCACUGCGCCUGGCGCGUAUCCUUUUGACGGUAGUGCAAUUGAUCUUACUCGUCUCCGUAUUGCGUAUUAA